GCGCAGAUUAUACACUUGACGAAAGAGGAACAUCGUCGACAAGCAUGGCUGGCAACAAGAAGCGCAACGAGUAUGAGCCGAUACGGGACAGAACAGCGCCACCGUCGCGGUAUGCGUCGCAAAACCAGUCAAGAUCAUCCACGGAAAGCGCCAUUCCGAUCCAGAUCCCUCCGUACGACAUCGAAGCUGGCAAAUUUGCCAUUUUGGAGCGGCAGAAACACGUGUGGUCAACUUUGGACUCGCGCGCGCGAAAGAUUCAACUCUUGGCGAUUCUGCAAGCUUUCAUUGGAAUUCUGGUGUCCAUGGACAGCGUGUGGUACACGCACAUCUUCGGCAUUGCGAUCGGGCUCGUCGGACUUGUUGCCGUUCGUGGAGACAAACCUGACGUGCUCAUGGUAUACUUGUUCCUGUGCAUCAUCGAAUUUGUCAAGAACAUUGGGUACGUUCAAGACGUGUGGUCGCAUUGGGGCGACGCUCCUCCUGCUCCUUCAGCCACGAGGGCGGCGCCGAAUGGCACGGACAGCGUCCGGGAGUACGACCCGACAGGAUACGGAAAGAACGUAAACCGCUGGGUCGCUGUUGGCCUUGAGAACAAGUACCUCAUCUUUCAGUUGUUCAUGGUCGGGAUCGAAGAGAUCCUUCUCAUUCCGUGCGUCCUCGUGCUCGGGUAUGCUUCCGUGCAUGCUGCGCUGCAACACUUUUAGAUCCCACAUCCCGCUUAUUAUUUUCUCAUUUUCGUCAUUGCGAACGUGUCGCUCGAAUUACGUCGAGUUUCGCUGUGGGAGCAAUUGCUACAGCAACGUCACCUUGCCUUCUUCCACAAGCGACCUCACGACGCGAUACCGAAGGACAUGGCGGUCGUUCUUGCGAGCAUUCACAUGCUCGGAGCCCCUGCCGUCGAUCCAUCAAUCCAAAUGGAUUGGCAUUCGACCUAGCCGUACCGAUCGUCGAUUUGAACGUUUCCAAUGUCCUCGACAGUUUGGCAAAAUACAAACGCGUCCAGGUUGGGGUGGUCGACUACGCGACGACACAGCAUGAGUGGGCCACGUUGGUUGGGGCGGGACCGAAACAAGUACUCAUGUGCGGCUCGUCGAGCUGUUGAUGUUCGUUGGGGAGUCUUGACAAGAGUAGAUCGCGACAGUGACUUUCAUACAAGUCCUUGAACCUACCAAAGGGGUGGCGCGACGUUGCAGACGAGAGG
This is a messenger RNA of Aphanomyces invadans, 1201 nucleotides long. RefSeq lists its product as hypothetical. The record is from RefSeq and is a predicted model, not a curated record. The transcript has 2 exons. Bases 45 to 704 code for a protein of 219 amino acids. Lineage: Eukaryota; Oomycota; Saprolegniomycetes; Saprolegniales; Verrucalvaceae.